Aspergillus uvarum CBS 121591 is the source of this 1044-nucleotide messenger RNA. RefSeq lists its product as uncharacterized. Lineage: Eukaryota; Fungi; Ascomycota; Eurotiomycetes; Eurotiales; Aspergillaceae. The record is from RefSeq and is a predicted model, not a curated record. Gene Ontology annotation, biological process: chromosome segregation; mitotic sister chromatid cohesion. Gene Ontology annotation, cellular component: Mis6-Sim4 complex; Ctf18 RFC-like complex; kinetochore. Bases 1 to 1044 code for a protein of 347 amino acids. The transcript has 3 exons.
AUGGCACCUUCAGAGACAGCCAUUCUGAGCAAUUUCCUUUUGACCCCAGCUCCCUUGCCAACAAUCAUCUCGUUGCAGCAGUUCACUGAGCUCUUUCCAAAGAGACUACGCUCUCACCCGCACAUCAGGGUUCUCUAUCGUGAAUUACAAGAGAUUCGCGAGCAGGACCUGGACCUAGUCAAUGAGAACAUUGACAAGGAAGCAGUUCAGGGUGAACGCCAGAAGGCAGAGCUCCGUAAAUCCUUGAUGAAGACAGGCAUUGAUGGCAUUAGCUCAGCUGAGCAGCGCGAGAUGGAUAUGGAUGUCGAGCUGUUUGGGCAGACGACUUCUACGUCCAAUUACCACUCAGUAUCGAGUCUUCUCGCCGCUAUGCAGACGGCAUGCUCCAACGUGGAACAUGAGGUGACCGAAGUCGACAAGGAAGCAAGCUCACUCCUGUCCGAUCUCAAUGGUUUGGUGGGUGACUUGAGUGAUCUGCGGUAUGGCAAGAUGCAAGGCCCUGUAGGCAUGACAGGCGAGGAGGGCGUCAGCGAGGCCAUAAGGGUACUUCUUGAUUCUCGACUAUCGCAUUAUCUCACAAUGCCAUCCAUCACCCUCCACCCGCGCGCGUCGCGAUCGCCCUCACGCGUUUCCAACCCUUUUCCCCAGCUCCUCCAAACCCCCUCCGGCCUGGCGCUACUGGAACUCCAAGGCACAAUCAACAUCCCUUCCCACGAUGAAUCCUCCCAUUCCGCCGAAUUUCCCGACGGGGCGUCCGUGUUCGAGACCCCGAUCGGCAAGCUCAUGUUCCCGGACUACUCGCCGCAGAAUCCCGCGGACGACGCGGCCUGGAUGAAGCGGGUCUACCUUUACGUCGGGCGCUACCAACGCAUAACAGGCGAGGUGAAGAAGCUGCCGAAGCCGCUGGCUCUCGUGCAGCGGAGGCCGACGCCGGCGGCGGGUUCCGCGCGGGGGGGCGGCGAUAGUGACGAAUUGGAGGUGGUCGAGGUGGUGCGAUACAAGAUUUACUUCAAGAAUCGACCGGAGCCUGUCAAUGACCUCUAA